Pyricularia grisea is the source of this 174-nucleotide messenger RNA. RefSeq lists its product as uncharacterized. Bases 1 to 174 code for a protein of 57 amino acids. NCBI's taxonomy places the organism in Eukaryota, Fungi, Ascomycota, Sordariomycetes, Magnaporthales, Pyriculariaceae. The record is from RefSeq and is a predicted model, not a curated record. The transcript has a single exon.
AUGGAUGGCAAUGCAGGGCUGUUGCCACCAAACAGGCCGCCCCGGCCAGUCAACACUUGUUGCGCCUUUUCUUGCGCACCACUUGGGGAUCGAGACGACCAGCUUUCCCCAAUCCAGUCGCCAUCUCCGAGAAUAAAUCGGCGUCAUCCUGCAUGGUUGCUCAUGUACAUGUGA